AGCUUGUAUGUUCAUGUGUACUAGAUGCACAUGUGGUUUGGGUGACUGCAUGUUGACCUUUCAAAAUUCCCAUAUUCAGGUUUUUUGUUGUCACAGUUGACAAGUGUAUUGUUGCAGAUAGAAAACCUUUUGUAAAAUUAGUGUUACCCCAAAAAAAGCACAAAAUCCACUCCACACUAGAUUACCUGCUUUAUUCUAAUUGACCCAGAUUUUCUUUUUAUUUUUUCUAUUCUAUAGUAAAUAGCUGAAGUAUACACUAAAGGUUUAAUCAGGGACAGGACAAAUGAAUAGUUACGAAAAUAAUUUUAGUAGAUAUGUAGGGCCUGGUUUUUUAUGCAACUAAUAAGCUAGUGAUCUUGUGUAAAAUGGGUUUUAUUCAGAAUUAUCGGUCUUCUUGAGCUGAGUGAUUUUAUUAGCAGUAACUUGCUUUUAGAAGGCAUGGGAGCAUUUUCUGGAGACUUCAGAAGAAGGGGGCUCUUUUCUGGUCAGUCAGUUCUGAAGCAGAGGAAAAUGUUUUUGUGUCCUUGUGUCCCCCUAAUUUCUGUGUCCUUAGAUACUGUUAAAAACAACUGCUAAUGGAGGAAUUUGGAUUGAAACCACUGUGGGUUUUUAUGUGCAGUCUGUACUUUUAGAUAAGUGAGUGAUGAGGCAGUGAGAUGUGGAUAAAGAGCUCUGGGGAGGGAGGGAAGAGCUCGGUGUCAGUCAGAGGUCAAGGCUUGCAUCAAGGGCACAGUGGAGUGAGCACCUCUGCCUGUGGCCCUCAGCAAUUGAUAACUUGCUGCUGGAUCUCUCAUAAAUUACCUGUAUUGUGGUUCGGAGUCGUGGAGAAUUCACAGUCUUUCUACAAUGGCAGAAAGGACAGAUGAUACAAAACCACCAAAAUACAGCCCAGUCAAAAAAUCAAAAAGGACAGGUCGGAGUCGAAAACAGGAUGGAGACCAAGAUACAUUGCAACUGAAGAAAGAAAUAUCUUUAAUAAAUGGGAUAAGCCUCAUAGUGGGCAACAUGAUUGGUUCAGGUAUCUUUGUCUCGCCCAAAGGAGUUCUCAUCUACAGCAAAUCUUAUGGAUUGUCUUUAAUAAUCUGGGCAGUUGGAGGGAUAUUUUCAGUCUUUGGAGCUCUGUGCUAUGCUGAACUUGGAACCACUAUUACUAAGUCAGGAGCCAGCUAUGCAUAUAUCUUGGAGUCUUUUGGGAGCUUCAUUGCUUUUAUUCGUUUGUGGACCUCACUCCUGAUUGUUGAACCAACUAGUCAGGCAAUCAUUGCCAUCACCUUUGCUAACUACAUAGUCCAGCCUUUCUUCCCUUCUUGUGACCCUCCAUAUGUGGCUUGUCGUCUUAUAGCAGCUGCUUGUGAAUGUCUUUUAACAUUUAUAAAUUGUGCCUAUGUUAAGUGGGGCACACGUGUGCAGGAUAUAUUUACUUAUGCUAAAGUCCUUGCUCUUAUCGCCAUCAUCAUCGCCGGAAUUGUUCAAAUCUGCCAGGGACACACAGGGCACUUCAAGAACUCUUUUGAGGGAUCCUCUGUUGAUAUUGGAGAAAUCUCCCUUGCAUUAUAUUCUGCCUUGUUUUCUUACUCUGGCUGGGAUACACUCAAUUAUGUAACAGAAGAAAUCAAAAACCCAGAAAGGAACUUGCCCCUGGCUAUUGCAGUGUCUAUGCCAAUUGUCACUAUUAUCUAUAUUAUGACCAAUAUAGCUUACUAUACAGUGCUGGAUUCUCAUGCUGUUCUCGCUAGUGAUGCUGUGGCAGUGACAUUUGCUGAUAGGGUAUUUGGUAUAUUCAGCUGGACGAUUCCCAUUGCUGUAGCCUUUUCUUGCUUUGGAGGACUUAAUGCUUCAAUUCUAGCAUCAUCAAGGCUGUUUUUUGUAGGAUCUCGGGAAGGUCACCUUCCUGAUCUGUUGUCUAUGAUCCACAUAAAGAGGUUCACACCUGUGCCAGCUCUGCUCUUCAAUUGUUUUAUGACCCUUAUUUACCUGGCUGUGGAAGAUGUCUUCAAACUGAUUAAUUACUUCAGCUUCAGUUACUGGUUUUUUGUUGGUCUGUCUAUUGCUGGGCAGUUAUAUCUACGUUGGAAAGAACCAGAUCGGCCUAGACCUCUUAAGCUGAGUCUGGCUUUCCCAAUAAUAUUCUGUAUAUGCACAAUAUUUCUGGUGGUAGUGCCACUCUAUAGUGACUUUAUAAAUUCAGUGAUUGGAAUUGGCAUUGCUUUAUCUGGAAUUCCAUUCUUUUUCUUGGGAGUCUAUUUACCUGCAUCAAGGAGACCUCAAUUUAUUAACAAGUUUAUGGGUGCAGUCACACGGAACAUACAGCUGCUCUGUUACUGUGUUUUAACAGAGAUGGACCCAAAUGAAGAAAAGAAACCAGAAAUCAAAUCCAACUAAAGUUUAAAGCCAUUACAAGAAGCAGGAGGGAGGAUAAAGCAAUUACACAAAAGAAAGGGAAGAGCUGGAACUGGAAGACACAGAAAAGCUGGUUUUGGUGGUCUUUCAGAAAUGCUGAAAAUAUUCUUACUUGUAGAUGGAUUCCAACAUGGGUCAUGCCCUUGUGUCAUCCUCCUAAACUAUGGCAUGUUUUCAGGGCAGGUUUUCAUUGGAUAACGAUGACCUACUCAUUACCGACUCACACAUGAUGUGUGUCAAUACUGUUUCUUUUUCGGAAUAGGUACUAAAAUGGUAAGAGCUAAUGGAUCAAAUUAGAUUUCAGCAGAAACAAGUGGUGAAGUAAUGCAUUAUUACAUCAGACUAAAGCCCACUUUGACUCCAAAGACUGAGUAAUUUCCAGCUUAAUUCUCAUGGAUACUUGCAUGAAAUGAUUUGCUGUACUGUCUCAGUUAUUUUCUCAGAAGAAAACUGGUCACAACAAACUACUUCAUUUGUUUUUCUGCCCCUUGCCACUGCAGAUUUGAUUAAUGGUUGAUUUUUUUUCUUGAUAACACAUCGGUACUUUGUGUUGUAUUGUGUUCUCAUACGUUUUAGUUGUAUAAAGUUCUACUUUGGUUUAUACCAGUUUCCCCCUGUUAUAAUGGUUCUGCCCCUGCUGCCUCCUCCCUUCUUUUUUAUGUCAAUCUCCCUACCUGUUCCCCAAAAGUGGCUGAAUCCUUCCCUUAACCCCUCCCCAGUGUCCUGUCCAUCACUCAACGGCCCAUCCCCUCCCUCUAGAAACUUCUACCAAGGGCGUCGAGUGAUAGGUUCAGGCACUGGGACCCCUCCCUCAGGUGGCCCUUAUUGGCUCCCCUACCUGCCUGUUUCCCUGGUCCCCACACCCUCCUGUAUCCCCAUUGGCAGGUGGGCAAACCCUCCCUGGUUUGCUCCCCCCCUUUAUAACACCCUGCACACUCCAAAUCGUCAUUUUCAGUUGGCUGCAGCUGCUGGGUUUGGGCUCUGCUUUGAGCUCUGUAAUAAACUGGGCUUUGACCCUGAUUGGGGUCCACUCUCCUCCUUCUCCCUAAGUCAUGCUGCUGCCUCAUCCCGAAGGUGAAAGGCUCAGCUGCUUUCCCGACCUCCCGAGGAAUAGGGGAGAGCAUCCCCUGCAGUGCCAGAGCAAGCCAGGGUGGCUCCAAGCACCCACUCGGAGAGGCACUGCCGCAGCUCUGUAAAUCUCUUCCAGGUUUUAUGAAACUUUCAAAGUCAAAAUGUUCAGUUUGAAGUCUGUGAACAGUUAUUUAAUUGCUUCAGUGAAGACCCAGUAGCUGAGUUACCUCAGCAGAGAGAAAAUUCCCUUCAUAAAUUUCAGUGCUGUUCACUAGAAAGUGACCACCUAAAACCUAGAAACCACUUUCUACGGCAGAAUUUCUGUGGCAGAUACUAGAUCUUGGCAGCUAAGUAGCAGGGAGAAAAACUAGAAAUAAAAACAGAAGUAAAGGGUACUACUGCAGCACAGACAUGCUGAUUCAUAUUCUAUGUAUAAAUUCCAAAGCUGUAAGCCUAGAAUCGGGGCUGUUUUGAUACUGAAUUCUGGUGCAGUAAAAGGCAACAAGAAGCCUGUUUGUCUGGCAAAGUGAGGUAUGUAUUUCAAAAACAUACCUAAGAUUUUUACCUUAGUUCAGAAUGCCUGUCUCAGUUGACCUGAGUUUGGCCACAUGUAUGGAUUUGUGCAUUUAAGUUGAACUAAAUCUUGAAAUUACAAGAUUAUGGCUGAAGUAAUACACACUUCAAAGGGUGCACCACAGUUGCAUCAGUGACCUGAAUAAUAGUGGGGAUAAUUUGGAUUUUUGCACUGUCUUGUUAACUUUUCUCUGAAGCAAACAAAAAUACCUUGUCUCCACUCCUUUUUGUUAUUACUACUGAUUGGCCUACUGCUGCAGCCUCCAGUUCAUGAGUGACAUUGACCAGCAAAGAGCUAAUCUUAUCAGCUGUUUUUGGCAGACUCAAGUAGGAGAGUGCUGAAAUACUAAAUGUGUCCAAACAGGUACAAUGGAAUUGUUUAAAGAUCUACAAAUGCAAGUUAAAAUGGUGACCUGGGUUCAGCUCUGCCAACUUCUGUGAUUUUUAAAUGAGUAAAGAAAACUUGGUAAAAAAAAAAAAAGAUUUACAAUUGGAAUGCACGUUGUUCUACUUCAAUUGUUAAACUACUGGGGAGAGUAAUGGACAGUCAAGGCAUUUCAUAUGCUCAAACACUUGUCUCUUGUGAAGAAAGACACUUGACAUUUAGGAACAAAUGAAUUAGAAAGCAGUAGGAUAGGUUGCCUUCCAGGACUUCACUUGCUAUCAGGGCAGACACAUCGAUCUUCUUGUGAAACCUGACAUAUUAGUCAUGACCAGAAGGGCUGCUGCCAACAGUACCUCCACAUCUGUACAUUUGCUACAGGUACAAACUCUUGGGCAUGCAGCUUUGGGAAAACAAAAGUAAAGGUCCCUGGUGUUUAUGUCUCUCUGGGAGCCUUUCAGGAACCCUCAGCCAGCCCCAACAGAUUCAGGCAACAAAGACCCUCAAACUCCUCACACCGAUGAUUAUGUAGUAGGAGAAGAAAAUCAAUUAUGGCGUGAUUUUGUAAGGUGGCUUGCCUUGUUGUUUUGUCAUCUGCCAGGAGGUCAGAAAGUGCAGCUGCUGUAAUAUUUGCCUGUUUAGCGACCCAACACUCUAGGUGUGACAACGCACCUCGAGCUUUGGCUGCAGACACCCGUGGCAAAAACACGGUGAUUGCAACACCUUUUGGGUCAGACCAAUGUAUGAUUUCAGAAUCACAAUUUGGGUCCAAAUUCCUUAAGUUUCUCUUUUUGCGGGCUGAAUUGUGGGCGCUGGUUUUGGUUCACCAAUCCAUGAUUUGGGUCUUGUUGGGUGUAAACAGGCUCAGCUUUCCAAUGGUGCAUGGACCUCCGAUCAGACAAGAGGGGAUGCCCUGCCCACGCUCUAUCACCACAAAUGAGGAAAAAAUCUUUAGGGAGGGCACGGGGCUUAUUGUCAGGGGAGGGCGACAUCUCCACAUGGGAAAGGCUGGAUGGUGGCUGUUAUCCUUGUAGGGCUGAGCUUCAGCAUCUCUCCAGGCAGAAAUUCAAGCUUCACUUACUGACUGUUCAGUAGUUUCCAAGGGAGAACAGUGUAGAAAAGUGUAGAGAAGCGAGUGCCGCGCACAGCCUGUCCUGGGGGGGGUGCUGUGGGCCGGAGCUGUGCUCCUGCCGUGCCCGCGGCUGUCACAGCGCGGCAGCAGCCGCCGUGCCCUCGGUUAGCGGCACCGGACGGCGCUGCCCGGGGCCGGGCUACUGUGCAGAACAGCGCAGCCAGAGCGGAGCCCCGAAAGGCCGCGAGGAGCAGCCAGAGAGAGCCGCUGCUUUGCAAACCCCUCCAGGAGCACCGGCCGUGGUUUUUGAGGGCUGUAUUUGGUCACGGAAAAUAAAAUCUUUCG
Zonotrichia leucophrys gambelii is the source of this 5843-nucleotide messenger RNA. RefSeq names its product solute carrier family 7 member 6 (gene SLC7A6). The record is from RefSeq and is a predicted model, not a curated record. NCBI's taxonomy places the organism in Eukaryota, Metazoa, Chordata, Aves, Passeriformes, Passerellidae. Gene Ontology annotation, molecular function: L-amino acid transmembrane transporter activity. Bases 847 to 2382 code for a protein of 511 amino acids. Gene Ontology annotation, biological process: amino acid transmembrane transport. The transcript is spliced from 10 exons. Gene Ontology annotation, cellular component: membrane.